Lasiosphaeria miniovina is the source of this 450-nucleotide messenger RNA. RefSeq lists its product as uncharacterized. NCBI's taxonomy places the organism in Eukaryota, Fungi, Ascomycota, Sordariomycetes, Sordariales, Lasiosphaeriaceae. The transcript has a single exon. The record is from RefSeq and is a predicted model, not a curated record. The annotation marks the transcript as partial.
AUGGAUCCCCUCAGCACCGUCGCAUCCACGAUCGCGCUUAUCCAGGCCAUCUCUUCGACAUAUAGGGCCAUCCAACACCUUAGGGGCCUCCCGAAAACAUUUGACGAAGUGAACCAGGGGCUUCCUCUUGUAGAAGACACCCUGGCUCUGGUCCGCGAUCGGCUCGGCGGCAUGGACCUAGACGAACCAUCAAGAAGGACCAUCGGGCCUGUUAUUAGCGGUUGCGAAGAGAAGGCUAGGACACUGCGCGACAUCUUCCAGGAAGUGGAAAGGAACAAAAAGGAGGGGAAUGAUCGGCUAGCCCUCGAUAUCUUCCCCAUCAUGUCCCGUCUGGGCAAAGCACAUCAGUUGAAAACCCUGAUGCAGGAAAUCGAGCGCGACGUGAUGAGAUUGGCCACCAACCAGCUGUUUCGGACGGCAACACAGGACCAGUUGGUCAAGUUGGGGGAG